UUGGUGUCGGCAGGUUCUUCGCGGGCCCAGCAAUCGGCACCCGCCACUGGUGAAGUACGCCGCAUGCGUUGGACAACCCAGAUGAACAGCAACGCAUUGCGGGCGUACUAUAGGGCGAAAGGGGAAGAAACUGGAGGUUUUGCGUAUCGGGCACGGAUGCAUCGACUUUUUGCUGAGCUGGAGCCAUCUGUGACCGUCGCUGAGCAAAACCUGGCAAACCGAGUUCGGUAUAUCUUGCGCUUAAAUACAUUUGAUGUCACCGAACUCGAACGACUACGACGUGAGGCUGUUCCUUCAUCGGAUGAAAAUGCUGCGGCUGAAGAUGCGGCGCCACAACUUGCUGAGCAAACGGCAAACGUGGAUGCCGCCGUGAAUACGCCAGUUGUGGUUGAUUCAAACGACGACGGAACAGUCGCCCGAACUGGAACUAGAACAAAUGAGGAGUACAUUGGAAGAGGCGAUUGUGGAAACGCGUAG
Molecule: messenger RNA, 477 nt
Organism: Parnassius apollo (apollo)
Lineage: Eukaryota; Metazoa; Arthropoda; Insecta; Lepidoptera; Papilionidae
Source: the annotation of a GenBank genome assembly